Molecule: messenger RNA, 1712 nt
Organism: Brassica rapa (field mustard)
Lineage: Eukaryota; Viridiplantae; Streptophyta; Magnoliopsida; Brassicales; Brassicaceae
Product: protein DJ-1 homolog B
Biological process (GO): glyoxal metabolic process
Cellular component (GO): cytoplasm
Source: RefSeq, a predicted model, not a curated record
UCCACCAAUGAGGUCGAGACACGUCAGGAUAAUGCUCGUUUCACUGCUUCACUUUCAUCAAACUCCUUUAGAGAAACAAAAAAAAGAGUCGUCAAUGGCGUUUCACUGUUUAAACCCAAUCACUGCCACUCCAUUCUCCAGCACUAGACUCCAUCGCUCAACUUGGAGACGAACUUCUCGAUCCUUCUCCGUCUCCGCGACUAUGGCUUCACCUGCUAAGAGAGUUUUGAUUCCCGUUGCGCAUGGUACGGAGCCGUUCGAAGCGGUGGCGAUGAUCGAUGUGCUGCGGCGAGGCGGGGCGGAUGUGACGGUGGCGUCCGUCGAGAAUCAGGUCGGCGUUGAUGCUUGCCAUGGAAUCAAGAUUGUCGCCGAUGCGCUUCUCUCUGAUGUUAACGACUCCGUUUUCGACCUUAUUAUGCUCCCCGGAGGACUUCCUGGGGGAGAGACUCUUAAGAACUGUAAACCUUUAGAGAAUAUGGUGAAGAAACAAGACAGUGAGGGACGACUCAACGCUGCUAUCUGUUGCGCUCCUGCGUUGGCGCUUGGUACUUGGGGUUUACUAGAGGGUAGAAGAGCAACAUGUUAUCCGGUUUUUAUGGAGAAGCUUGGAGCGACCUGUGGCACAGCUGUUGAGUCAAGAGUGGAAGUAGACGGGAGGAUAGUGACUAGUAGAGGGCCUGGAACUACCAUGGAAUUCUCUGUCACGCUUGUGGAGCAGCUGUUUGGGAAAGAGAAAGCUGCUGAAGUCUCUGCACCCUUGGUGAUGCGCCCCAACCCUGGUGAUGAGUACACAAUUACCGAGCUUAACCAAAUGAACUGGUCGUUUGACAGCACCCCACAGAUUCUUGUACCCAUUGCAGAUGGCUCAGAGGAAAUGGAAGCGGUUGCUAUCAUUGAUUUUCUGAGGCGGGCAAAAGCAAAUGUCGUCGUUGCUGCGCUUGGUAACAGCUUGGAAGUGGUAGCAUCUCGUAAAGUCAAGCUUGUUGCAGAUGUGCUUCUCGAUGAAGCUGUAAAGAAUUCAUACGAUCUGAUAGUGUUGCCUGGUGGUCUCGGUGGUGCUGAAGCAUUUGCAAGUUCGGAGAAGCUAGUGAAUAUGUUAAAGAAGCAAGCGGAAUCAAGCAAACCAUAUGGAGCAAUUUGUGCCUCUCCUGCUCUGGUAUUCGAGCCACAUGGUUUACUCAAGGGCAAGAAGGCGACAGCGUUUCCAGCAAUGUGCAACAAACUCUCGGACCAGAGUCACAUCGAGCAUAGAGUCUUAGUUGAUGGAAACCUCAUAACGAGCAGAGGUCCAGGAACCUCUUUGGAGUUUGCACUCACAAUUGUAGAGAAGUUUUAUGGGCGCGAGAAAGGACUUCAGCUCGCAAAGGCAACACUUGUGUAGUAUCUUAGAUGAAGAAUCCAAGGACUCUGUACCCAACGAUGAAACUUGCCAUGAUUCCAAGAUUGCUCCAUUUCUGAGACUCCUCCAGGUCUUGUUCCUUCAAGAACACGUCUCCUCUAUACUCGUUGAUCAUCAGGCACUCGAAUGGAUACUUGAAGAGGCUGAGAUAAUGCAUGAACUCCCAGUAAACCGGGAUCCUGUCCUUUGCGAUGAAAUAGCCAGAGAAGAGGAAGAAAGAUCCCAUGAGACCUGAGAUCACUGAUGUCCCCAUGAUGAAGUUUGGGACAAGAGCACUGAAACACGCAACAAAGGAGUUUGACAUGAGAAGAAC